Vanderwaltozyma polyspora DSM 70294 is the source of this 738-nucleotide messenger RNA. RefSeq names its product DNA-directed RNA polymerase (gene RPO41). The transcript has a single exon. The record is from RefSeq and is a predicted model, not a curated record. Lineage: Eukaryota; Fungi; Ascomycota; Saccharomycetes; Saccharomycetales; Saccharomycetaceae. Bases 1 to 738 code for a protein of 245 amino acids.
AUGUCGAUGAUGUUGGCGAAACGGAUGGGUUUGCCUGGUGCAAGGUUACAACAAAAUUUCAAGAAAAUAAUUAUAAGACAAAUAUCUUCGAAUAAUUCAAAAUUGAAUCAGACUAGCUCUGAACUAUCUAUUCUGAAGAACCCUGAUUCUUUGCUGAUGAAUGAUUUGGGUUUUAUGAAAUCGUCAAAGAUAAGUAUGUCUCCAGGUUUUUCUCCAUUUGAUAGAACAUCAGUCUUAUCAUCCAACGGUGCUAAUCAAUCUAGAGAUGUCAUGCAACUUUGGUCAUUGUUAGAGGCAUGUCUAUUUUCAAAUUAUAUGGACCGUGCCUUUUCUAUAUUGAAAUCGUUAUAUAUGGUUAAAAGUCAUAGACCAUAUUUUAUUGAUGAUUAUAAUUUGUAUUUAAGAAAAUUUUCAGAAUCUUGUAAUUCUGUCAACGAAUUAGGUAGGAAAUUAACUAAAGAUUUUGAAGUCCACUUCCCAGAAUCAGAUUACAAUGAUAAAACUUUGGCUAUUAUGGUCCAUCAUGCUUUGAAAUUCGUCGAUAAGAGUAACGAUCCAAAGUUAGCUAAAAUUAUUGAUACUUAUUUUAAUAUGGGCUAUAAUAGUGUGAAAAGUAUAACAUCUCAUGUCGAUAUAUUAUCUGUAGCCGACUUGGAAUUACUUCAUAACAAAUUAAAAUUAAUCAAAUAUUAUGAUAUUCCCCGCUCUUUAAGGCCAUUGAUACAAAUCGAAAGUUAA